AUGAUUCAAAAAACUUUACAUCAUUCAAUUAUUGAAAAACUUAAUCCUUAUUCCGUUUUACAAACUUCCAACAUGACACAACAACAAGUGGAUGUUGGACGGGGAGUCACCAUUGCUCUCGAUGUUGUGUUCCUUGUCUUUGCAACUACUCUCUCCAUUCUCAUUCCAAUUUUAUAUUAUUUUUGUAUACAUAGAAGACACCAUCAACGAGAACAUCAUCGUGAUGAUUCUUCUUCUCAACCAAAUUUGGAUAAUUCUCAAUGUGGAUGCUCCAAGACAUCGUGGAAAAAUUUCAUACUGAGUCUUCCGUUGGGAGAACGUAAUGCUCUUGCAUUCAUUAAUGAAAAUGGAAGUUUUGCAUUGUUUCAAUCAACUUGGUUUCAUAUUGUAAUAUUCCGAAUUGGAGGUUACCUUAAUAGAAAACAUGAUGAAAUUGAAAAGAAACAAAAAUUGUAUAAUAUUGCAUGUUGGUUGUCGACUUUUUGGAUUUUAUUUCUUAGACUGUGCUGUAUUGCAUUGGGUGUGAGCACCGCUUACUAUGUGGGAUCUAGAUCAGUCAGCAUUGGUGAAACAUGGCUCAAAUAUACACAAUUUCUCACCAAUAACAGUUUUAACGUAUUUAUAGUAUUCAUGAUCUUUGUGACAUUUUCACAUGUCAUUUAUUUAUGCAUUGUGAUUGGUGCAGCUUUCAGAAAUAACAACUCAUUAUUUCCAUAUUUUGAUCAGGGAGCCUUACCCAAAUGGAUGUUGCAAAUCAUGCAUAUUUAUGGUGAUAUUUUGUGGAUACUGGUAGAAUUGAAUCUUGUCACUGCCACAGUUGUGUCUUUAGGAUUCUGGCUUGUUCUCGCUCCAACCUCUAGCGAUACUUCCAGGUUUGGAACUUUUAACAAUCUCUCUGUUCACGCUUUCACAUGGAUCAUAUCCAUGAUUGAAACUUUCAAUUCAGAUUUCUAUCUCAAAUUUUGGCACAUUUUCUUGGUUGGCAUGUUUUGUCCAUGUUAUCUGUUGUUCAUUAUUGGAUUAAGGGAAAACUAUAUUCUCAACAACUUUCCGUACGGAGCACUGCUGGAUUAUUAUCAAAGCAAAUUAGCACCUAUUAUGCAUUUGGUGCUUAUGGUAGUUUAUUAUUUAUUUUUUGCUGUUUAUUGGACAGUGUAUACAGUUCUAAAAAAACAAGCGGUGGUUUGGUUGAGUGAUAAGGAUAUUAAGGACAUUAAAUUGAAGAAGUAA
Naegleria fowleri is the source of this 1230-nucleotide messenger RNA. RefSeq lists its product as uncharacterized. Lineage: Eukaryota; Heterolobosea; Eutetramitea; Acrasida; Naegleriidae. Bases 1 to 1230 code for a protein of 409 amino acids. The transcript has a single exon. The record is from RefSeq and is a predicted model, not a curated record.